Messenger RNA from Portunus trituberculatus (swimming crab), 1749 nucleotides. Its product is annotated as ecdysone-induced protein 74EF-like. Lineage: Eukaryota; Metazoa; Arthropoda; Malacostraca; Decapoda; Portunidae. The coding region runs from base 178 to 546 and encodes 122 amino acids. The transcript is spliced from 3 exons. The record is from RefSeq and is a predicted model, not a curated record.
GGAGGAGGAGGAGGAAGAGGAGGAGGAGGAGGAGAAGGAGAGUGUGCAAGAGGAAUAGAGGGGGAAGGCGGGAGAGAGGGUGGUAGUGGAGGCGGAGGGAGCAGUGCAUGUGGUGGAGGCAAUAGUAACAGUAGUGGUGGCAAGAUAAAAGGAGAGAGAAGCGGAGAUCUGAGCGACAUGGACGACGGCUGCGGUGACUUGAGUGAGGACGAGGGGAGCAGGGACAGCGAGGCGGUGGAGAGCAAGAUCCACCUGCCCACCGAUGACUUCAGGUCCAGCAGUAUCGCCGCUCUCAGACAGCGGGCACAGGAACACAGCGCGAUGUUACUGCAGAGCAUGAGUCCACACGAGGCUCUCAGUCACGCUCACGCCCAUGCCCACGCUCUCCACCAGCAGCAGCAGCACCUUCAACACCAGCAGCAGCAACAGCAGCAGCAGCAGGAACAGGAGUCAUCACAACGACAAGUCCCUCCGCUCCACGCGUUAGGGGCAGCGCUCCCUCCCGCGCCCCAUCGCACCCACCACCUCCACCAGGCUCUCUUCUAAGAAGGAGAGCUGCCCUGUGACUCCCUGCGACUUCCCACCGGUGACUCUUCCUUGCCACGCCCUCAUCACACUCUCAUCCUCGCCUCAGCCCGCCGGAGAACAUCCUAGCCCGUCACCCCAGCCGCAGCCCACCACUCGCCCGUCACCCCUGGCCCGUCACCCUUGGCCCGUCACCCUCGCUGCAGCAUCAGUCACUCAGCCAAGUCCCACUCCAUCCCUCUCUUCAUAAGACUGAAAUUAGAAUAAAAUCAUAAUGAGGAUCUUCCAAAAUCACUUUUUUUUUCUUUCUUUACUAUUUUUUUCUAUAAUGUAGCGUUUAUUUUCUCUUUUUCCUUCAUUUCUUGUCUUUUCCCUAUCUCGUCUAUUGAGUAAUUUUUCCUGUGAUUUUAUUCUUGUUUUUCUCUUUUUCUAUUCUUCUUUCAUGUUUUUUUCUCUGUUGUGUUUCUUUAUUGGGUUUUCUUUUGUUAAUUUCGCUUUUCUUUUUUUCUUUUCGACCUCCUUUCCAUCUCUACUGUUUUAUUCAUAUACUGAGUGUUUAAGUUUUCUUCCUUCUUUUCCCCUCGUUUGAUUUCUUUGAUAUAUGAAAGCAAGGCAAUAUAAAGUUAUAUGUCCUUAUAAUCAGAUCUGUUUUUGUUCUUUUUUUCUUCUCGACCUCCUUUCCAUCUUUACUAUUUUAUUCAUCUAUUGAGUAUUUACGUUUUCUUUCUUCUUUUCCCUCGUUUGAUUCCUUUGAUAUCUGAAAGCAAGGCAAUAUUAAGUUAUAUGUCCUUUUAAUCAGAUCAAAAGAGAUGCAUUUUCUAGUCUUGUAUUUCCUCAUCGAGCAUCUGAAUGUAUCGUUAUUAAACCUUACAAUUCAUUAGACUUUUCUUUCAUUUACUCAUUUUGUGCCAAACAGUUCAUUUCCUAAUCAAAAUAAGUUUGAUCUCUUUUCUCUUUUUCUAUAUUUUUAUUUAUUCAUUUUUUUUAUUAUUCGUUCUGUAUCUCAUAACUUCCUUGGCCAAAAACUCCCCAUAAUUAUUCUUCUCUUAAAUGUCUUCAUGUUUUGGUUCCUUUACUUAAUUUUUCACCUCCCUUUCACAUUAUCCUCUCUCUCUCUCUCUCUCUCUCUCUCUCUCUCUCUGAACUUCAAUAUCCCAUUCCCUCGGUGUUUUCGCUCCCCUUUUUCGUUCUCGCUCUCUUCUGAGUCUCCUAUACUUGGAAAAU